GGAAGAAGAAAGUCACAGAGAUCGAACAUGAUUCUCUCCACUUUCCACUUCUUUGUCUUCUUCUUUCUCCUUCUUUACUUACUUAACCCAUAAGCCAUCAAACCCCCAAAACACAAAACGCAAAACACAAACAAUGUCUUCUCCUCUCUUCUUCUUGUUCCUUAUCUUCUUCCUCUCCAUCGUCUCCGCCGUCAAAUUACCUCUCUCUCCCUUCUCCCACUCCGACCACUCACUUCCUAAAGAUCCUUACCUCUCUCUCCGCCGCCUCGCCGACUCAUCGAUAGCUAGAGCAUAUAAGCUCAAACAUGGCACAUCCGUUAAACCCGACGAAGACGCUCUCUCCUCCGCUUCCACAGCCUCCGCCGCAACCGUCGUGAAAUCCCCACUUUCUGCGAAAAGCUACGGCGGCUACUCGGUCUCCCUGAGCUUCGGCACGCCGUCUCAAGCAAUCUCGUUCGUUUUCGAUACCGGAAGCAGUCUCGUUUGGUUCCCUUGUACCUCGAGGUACCUCUGCUCCGGCUGCAACUUCUCGGGUUUGGAUCCGACCCGAAUCCCUAGAUUUUUCCCCAAGAACUCUUCCUCUUCCCGAAUCAUCGGGUGUCAGAAUCGGAAAUGCCAGUUUCUAUUCGGAGCCAAUCUUAAAUGCCCAGGAUGUGACCCGAAUACCCGAAACUGCACCGUCCCUUGUCCGCCGUACAUUCUCCAAUACGGAUUAGGAUCAACGGCUGGAGUUUUAUUAUCCGAAACACUUGAUAUCCCGGAUCUAACCGUACCCAAUUUCGUAGUCGGAUGCUCAAUUCUCUCGACCCGACAACCCGCUGGUAUCGCCGGGUUUGGACGAGGACCCGAGUCGCUUCCUUCUCAGAUGAAACUCAAAAGAUUCUCUCACUGUUUGGUUUCUCGCCGGUACGACGAUACCAACGUAACCACGGAUCUUGAUCUCGAUGCCGGGUCGGGUCAUAACUCCGGGUCGAAAACCCCGGGUCUUAGCUACACGCCGUUUCGGAAAAACCCCAAAGUCUCAAACGCAGCGUUUCUCGGGUACUACUACCUCAAUCUCCGGCGAAUCUACGUCGGGAAGAAGCAGGUGAAGAUCCCGUACAAGUUUCUCGUGCCGGGAACAAACGGUAACGGAGGAUCCAUCGUUGAUUCCGGAUCCACAUUCACGUUCAUGGAGCGACCCGUGUUUAGCCUCGUCGCCGAAGAAUUCGCGGCGCAGUUGUCGAACUACACCCGCGAGAAAGACGUGGAGAAGGUCACCGGAAUCGGACCGUGUUUUAACAUCGCCGGGAAAGGAGACGUGGAGAUCCCGGAGCUGAUUUUUGUGUUUAAAGGUGGAGCAAAGAUGGAGUUGCCGUUAGCUAAUUUUUUCACGUUCGUUGGGAGCACUGAUACUGUUUGUCUCACGGUGGUUUCCGAUAACACUGUGAAUCCCUCCGGCGGGACUGGUCCGGCGAUUAUACUGGGGAGUUUCCAGCAGCAGAACUAUUUAGUUGAAUACGAUUUGGAAAAUGACAGGUUUGGGUUCGCCAAGAAGAGGUGUAGCCCUUGAGAUUCCAGGGGUAAAUUUGGAAAUUUUACUUGAUGAAGAUCAAUUUUUAUGUUUUUUUUUCCGAAAAAAAAAUAGAGGGUGUUUAAAUGUUUAUAAAUUGUGACAAAAAUAUGUAAGAGAAGUAAAAAUAAAAUUUAACUGUUUUUUUUCAUAUGCUAAAAUUGUCGACGCUAGACAUUAUUAUCAAAUAACAGUGAUGAUUGCACA
This is a messenger RNA of Camelina sativa (false flax), 1759 nucleotides long. Its product is annotated as putative aspartyl protease At4g16563. The record is from RefSeq and is a predicted model, not a curated record. Gene Ontology annotation, cellular component: extracellular region. Lineage: Eukaryota; Viridiplantae; Streptophyta; Magnoliopsida; Brassicales; Brassicaceae. Gene Ontology annotation, molecular function: aspartic-type endopeptidase activity. Gene Ontology annotation, biological process: proteolysis.